AUGAGCUUCUUAUUUUCCGCUGAUUCGAGCAGUAAUAGGAAGAAGACAAAACCAAGUUUUGAAUCCAUAAAAAGCUCCGACGCUUAUAGGGAGCUAACAACGCUUUCAACUGUACAAAGAGCUAAAGAACUAAGACAGGAUAAUAUAUUUAAGAUUGUUUCUAAUGAAGCAAAUCAAGUAAAAGUUGAUAUUUUGGACAUCCACGCUCGUCUCUUGGCUGAAAUAGAAUCCGAGAAAUUGCAAGCAGAUGAGAUAAAUCAGAAACUAAAAACUUCAGCAAAUAAACUUGAUCGCAUUGCUAAAAGGGUGACAAGACUUCGAAAUAAGCACGAUGCAAAUACUAAGCAUCAAUUAAAAGAAAUUGCUAGGCAUAUUACUGACAUUAGCGAAAGCCUGGCUGAUUUUAAUGUUAUGAUUACUGAGAUAGUAGGUCUUUUAGGAAACGUGGAUUUGAGUUUACCUGAAAAAGAUAGAUUGAUUAACAACCAACAGUUAAAUGAAAUACAUUAUCCGCUACUUUAUGACCUUUUCAGGGGAAAGUUUCCAUCUAGAUUUGAGAAACAUGAAACACCAUGUAUUUACAAUGGUACGGAUAUGAGCCCACAACCAAUUCAGCAAUCAGAGACAGAGCUUCAUACGGCCAAUUCAGUAAUGAAACCAACUCUUAAUGAACCUCAAAUAAUGCAACCUUUAUCCUCCGGGAUGGAGCUUGGUGGAAAUGGUUUGAUUGAUCAGUCUCCAAAUAUGACUAAUGACCAUUUUAAGGACAGUUUCUCAGGUAAUGUUAUGUCCGUCGGAUAUAGAAAAGACGCAGACUUAUCUUCCUCUGAAGAUCCCUUAGCCAACACAUUUAAUAAGGAACCCAUACCAAAUAAACUACUUUUGCCUAAGUUCCAAAGAUCGGCACCGCCUCAAACAGCAGCGACGCUAGAGAACGUUCAUAUAACAGAGCCGUUUUCUGCUACUUCAGGCCGCACAACUUGA
This is a messenger RNA of Eremothecium sinecaudum, 984 nucleotides long. It is a transcript of the gene VAB2, whose product is annotated as Vab2p. The coding region runs from base 1 to 984 and encodes 327 amino acids. NCBI's taxonomy places the organism in Eukaryota, Fungi, Ascomycota, Saccharomycetes, Saccharomycetales, Saccharomycetaceae. The transcript has a single exon. The record is from RefSeq and is a predicted model, not a curated record.